This is a messenger RNA of Fusarium redolens, 1379 nucleotides long. Its product is annotated as NADP-dependent oxidoreductase domain-containing protein. The record is from RefSeq and is a predicted model, not a curated record. Gene Ontology annotation, cellular component: cytosol. The transcript is spliced from 5 exons. Gene Ontology annotation, molecular function: aldose reductase (NADPH) activity. Lineage: Eukaryota; Fungi; Ascomycota; Sordariomycetes; Hypocreales; Nectriaceae. The coding region runs from base 281 to 1213 and encodes 310 amino acids.
CUAAGUUGUUCAUGUAGGGUUGUACGCCUGGUACUCGUUUGUGCGUUUGUAUUGCUCUCAUGAACUCGAGCCGAGGUAGUUGUCACAGACCGGCCACUGGGAGUGGAUAAAGGUAAAAGUGAGAGGUAUUGGACGUAUGAGCAGUGGGAAUGCUCGUGACGUAGUCGGGUUUUACAAUCUUUAGGUCUACCGCUUCUAUAACAACUUGCUAUCCUUCUUUGUUCUGGUCCAGAUCUAUCUCUCCUGCAACUCAUCACAACCCCCUUAUAAGAGUCGCACAAUGGCCCCUCCUACUACCUUCAAGCUCAACACUGGCCAGGAUAUCCCUGCCGUAGGUCUGGGUACUUGGCAGUCCCUCGCCGGCCAGGUCGAGAGGGCCGUCACAUACGCUCUUAAGGAUGGCUACAAGCUCAUCGAUUGCGCCUACUGCUACGGAAACGAGGAGGAAGUCGGCGCUGGUCUAAAGGCUGCCUUUGAGGCUGGUGUCAAGCGUGAGGACAUCUUUGUUGUCACCAAAGCCUGGGCCACUUACAACACUCGUGUCGAGCUGGCUCUCGACAAGAGCUUGAAGGCCCUCGGCCUCGACUACGUUGACCUUUUCUUAGUGCACUGGCCUCUUCUCCUGAACCCCGAGGGUAACGAUGACAAGUUCCCUAAGAAGCCCGACGGUUCCCGAGACGUCAUCCGAGACUACAACCAUGUUGAUGGCUGGAAGCUCAUGGAGAAGCUCCCCGCUACUGGUAAGACCAGGGGUGUCGGUGUCUGCAACUAUAGCAAGAAGUACCUUGAGGAGCUUCUGCCUCAUGCCACCAUCCUUCCCGCCGUUAACCAAAUCGAGAACCACCCUAAUCUUCCCCAACAAGAGAUUGUCGAUUUUUGUAAGGAAAAAGGCAUCCAUAUUCAGGCCUAUAGCCCUCUGGGUAGUACUGGUGGUCCCGCUAUGACCGCUGAGCCCGUCGUGAAAAUUGCCGAGAGGAAGGGCGUCUCUACCUCUACCGUUCUUCUCAGCUACCACGUCGCCCGCGGAAGCACCGUCCUCGCCAAGUCCGUCACCCCCGAGCGCAUCACUACCAACAAGACCAUUGUCGAGCUGGAUGAAGAGGACCUCAAGGCCCUCAAUGACUACUCCCACGACCUUGUGAAGAAGGAUGAGGUGAAGAGAUACAUAUACCCUCCUUUCAGUAUUGACUUCGGCUUCCCCGACAAGUCGUGAAUCAAACGACGGUUGUAAAUGGAUAAAGCGAUAAGAUUUUGGAAAAAAGCAAAGCGACCUUCUCUGUGAUUACAAAGUACCGGUAUCUAUAUGAUAGACUAGGGGGCUCUAAAGAAGCUUUGUAAAUACAACAUGCAAAAACGCAUGGAAUGUUUUGGUUUGUCGA